This is a messenger RNA of Podarcis muralis (Common wall lizard), 1137 nucleotides long. It is a transcript of the gene CALHM3, whose product is annotated as calcium homeostasis modulator 3. Lineage: Eukaryota; Metazoa; Chordata; Lepidosauria; Squamata; Lacertidae. The record is from RefSeq and is a predicted model, not a curated record. Gene Ontology annotation, molecular function: monoatomic cation channel activity. Gene Ontology annotation, cellular component: plasma membrane.
CACCCUGCCAGAGAAGGCUGCCAAGAGAAGACCAGCCAGUGCUUCAUCUCUGAGACGAACCCAAGCGCUCUACAGGAGGAAAGGCGCUCGGUCACCACAGCACUAUGGAUCGAUUCCGGAAUGAUCUUCCAGUACUUCCAGUCCAAUUCAGAGUCCGUGACUAAUGGGAUAUGUGCACUGCUGGCAUUGGCAAGUGUAAAGAUGUACAGCUCCUUUGACUUCCACUGCCCUUGCCUUGCUAAAUACAACAUGGCGUAUGGCUUAGGAAUUAUGUUUAUCCCACCAGUGGCACUUUUCCUCUGUGGUCUCAUUGUCAACAGACAGUUUGUGGUGAUGCUUGAGGAGUGGAAAAGACCUACUGGGGACAGGAAGAAGAAUCUAGCCAUUAUCAGGUACAUGUGUUCCUCCGUUCUGCAACGGGCCAUGAUUGCACCUGUUGUUUGGAUCCUAGUCACCCUGCUCGAUGGAAAAUGCUUUGUCUGUGCUUUCAGCAGUUCUGUUGACCCUGAUAAGUUUCCAGGUUUCGUCACCAACAUCACACCUUAUAAUGAGGUACAGCGCUUGCUGUCCAAGGUCCCAUGCAAGGAUGAUGAACUCAUAAGGAACAAUACUUCCCGCAAGGCUGUAUCCAGGUACCUCAAAUGCUGGUCACAGGCUUUUGGAUGGAGCGUACUGCUGACCCUUAUAGUGAUCGCCUUCCUUGCCCGCUCUCUCCGGCCCUGCUUCAACCAGGCUACCUUCUUGCAGACUCGCUACUGGAGCAACUACAUUGAUAUUGAGCAAAAGAUUUUUGAUGAAACUUGUUGUGAGCAUACCCGGGACUUUGCACACAAGUGCAUCCUCCACUUCUUUGAGAGCAUGCAGAAAGAAAUUAAACGAAGGCGGUUCCAUGCCCACCCAGGAAAAGAGGAGGGGAAGGAAGGGGAGAAGGAUCACUUGCAGGGAAUCAGCAGCCAGGAGCAAGUGAACAAGCUUCUUCAAUCAUGGUACUACAGCAAACCGCCGCUGGAUUUGAGUGGAGGUACACAGAGGCAACCCCUGGGCACAGGGGGAAUAUCUAUGCCUUGGACAGGCAGUAUGAUUAACAGGUGGCAUCCCCAGCCAGGGACCACAAUUACAAGGCAAACAGACGUUUAA